AAUGUUCUUAUCGAAGAUUUCAUACUCUUCCCAUUUGGUUAAAUCAGUGUUAUCAAAGUUACUUUUAAUAACACCAUCAAAGUAUAAUACCCUCAACAAGAGUAUUUUUGUUAUUUUUUUCUGCAAGUAUGAUAAGCGUACGCCAAAAUAACUGAAGAAUGGUUAUCUAUAUAGAUGCAUAAAAGCGCUUGGUCUGAGAUGUUUUGGCUGUAGUCAUUCGAAAAAUCUGAAUUCAGUAUGAUCGCUGCACCUUUACGCUCGCCAACAUCGCCGACGGAAGACAAGAAGCUCCCUUAUAACCUCACUGGCAAGGGAUACGGCAAGGAUGGCGUUAAGCUGUUCCAUGUAACUCGCGAUGGGGCUUAUCAUAGCGUGCAGGAGUUUGACAUUAAAGUGCAUAUUAAACUUAGUGGCAAUAAGGAGUACACUGAGGGUGAGAACUCAGAAAUUGUUGACAGCGAUGCCCUGAGAAAUAUUAUAUGUGUGCUUGGAAAGAAACAAGGCAUUGAAGGUCCCGAAAAGUUUGCUUUGCUGGUCGCCAGGAAAGCUCUUGAGCAAUACGCGCACAUUGUCGAAAUCUCAUUGAACGUUGAAACUUACCCUUGGCGACGCAUUAGCCAAGAUAAAACCAAACCAGAUGGAUCUACAACCAAUUAUCAACAUAAUCAUGCAUUCAUGUUCACCUCAACUGCGCAGCGUUACUGCGAAGUAAUUGUGAGACGUCAAGAUGCAAAACCAACUGUAAUAAGUGGAUUCAAAGGUCUACGCCUUUUGAAGACCACCAAAUCAACGUUUCUGCAUUUUAUUGAGGAUGAAUAUACCACAACUCCCCAACUUCAUGAUCGUAUGUUGUCCACCAUUGCGGAAGGUGCUUGGGAGUACUCUGAUUUUGAGAAUGUUGACUUCACAAAGGACUGGGAGUCAGUGACAGAAACUGUGGUUAAGACUUUUGGUGGCGAUCCCAUUGAUGGCACCGUAUCAACCUCAACACAACGAACCUCUUAUCUCUCAAUUAAGCAGGUUCUUGAUGAUCUUCCCCAUGUUGCAGUUAUGUCUCUAACUCUGCCAAAUAGGCACUACGUUCAUUUCGAUAUGAAGCCCUUCAAGAAAUUGGUGCCUGGAGAAAAUAACGAAAUUUUCAUUCCUCUCGAUAAGCCAUAUGGCAUCGUUUACACUCAGUUGUCACGUAAGGAUCUUAAAAGUCAUUAUUGAUGAGUGUAUAAAAUGUUAAUAAAAACUUUUAUAAAAGUAUAAAAUAUUAGUAUAAAGUCUGGCAAUAAAAAGCAA
Molecule: messenger RNA, 1287 nt
Organism: Drosophila nasuta
Lineage: Eukaryota; Metazoa; Arthropoda; Insecta; Diptera; Drosophilidae
Product: uricase-like
Exons: 3
Coding region: 238-1212 (324 amino acids)
Biological process (GO): purine nucleobase catabolic process; urate catabolic process
Cellular component (GO): peroxisome
Molecular function (GO): urate oxidase activity
Source: RefSeq, a predicted model, not a curated record